Effrenium voratum is the source of this 657-nucleotide messenger RNA. The record is from the annotation of a GenBank genome assembly. Lineage: Eukaryota; Dinophyceae; Suessiales; Symbiodiniaceae.
AUGGCGAUUGCCAGGCCGGGUGCCUCCGCCCCCCGCAGUUUGCGCGACUACACGAAGUCUCUGGCACGGCUGCGGCCGCAGAAGCGCUGGCGGCACGCCUUAGCGUUGUUGGAGCAACUGGGCUGGGCGCAGCUAGACGUGGUCUGCUGCAACGCCGCCCUCGGGGUGUGCGCUGCGGCAGGGCGAUGGCAGCAGGGCUUGGACCUGCUGCAGGACAUGGGCUUGCACGCCAUCGUCCCCAGCGUUGUCACCUUCAGCACCCUGGUCUCUGGAAGCCCCUGGCAGGCUGCCUUGGCUCUGCUGCAGAACGCAGAAGAGCGGGCCGUCCUGCCAGACACCAUCCUCGUCUGCUCCACGGUGAGCGCCGUGAGCUGCCAGUGGCCUUGGGCGCUGCUCCUGGCGGAGUCGAUGCACCUUUGGGCCUUGGCGCCCAGCCUGGUGGCCUACAACGCCGCUCUCAGCGCAUUGGCGGCAGAGCUUUGGGAGAGGGCUCUGGGCUUGUUCAGCAAGCUCAGCUCAGACCUCCAGCUUGAUUCCAUUUCCUGCGGCGCCACCAUGAGCUCCUUCUCGCCAGCCAUGUGGCAGGAGGCCUUGGACCUCUUGUCCCUCACUUCGCUGCGGCGGCUGCAGCUCAGCGCUGGAACCCCAGAGCCAUGA